Anoplopoma fimbria (sablefish) is the source of this 1671-nucleotide messenger RNA. RefSeq names its product transcription factor COE3-like. Gene Ontology annotation, biological process: regulation of transcription by RNA polymerase II. The record is from RefSeq and is a predicted model, not a curated record. Lineage: Eukaryota; Metazoa; Chordata; Actinopteri; Perciformes; Anoplopomatidae. Gene Ontology annotation, molecular function: RNA polymerase II cis-regulatory region sequence-specific DNA binding; DNA-binding transcription factor activity, RNA polymerase II-specific.
AUGUUCUCCAUCCAGGACAGCCUCCCCCGGGGGGCCCUGACCAUGAAGGAGGAGCCGCUGCCCACCGGCAUGACCCCGGUCCGCUCCUGGAUGCAGGGAGCAGGGAUUUUGGACGCCAACACAGCAGCACAGAGCGGUGUUGGUUUAGCCCGAGCUCACUUUGAGAAGCAGCCGCCGUCCAAUCUGAGGAAGUCCAACUUCUUCCACUUUGUUCUGGCGCUGUACGACCGACAGGGUCAGCCGGUCGAGAUCGAGAGGACGUCCUACGUCGACUUCGUGGAGAAAGACAAGGAGUACAACGGAGAGAAGACCAACAACGGGAUCCACUACAGACUACAGCUCCUCUACAGCAACGGCAUCAGGACAGAACAGGAUCUUUUCGUUCGGCUGAUAGACUCCAUGACCAAACAGCCGAUCCUCUACGAAGGUCAGGACAAGAACCCAGAGAUGUGUCGCGUCCUCCUCACCCACGAGAUCAUGUGCAGCCGGUGUUGUGACAAGAAGAGCUGCGGAAAUCGCAACGAGACGCCCUCCGACCCCGUCAUCAUCGACAGAUUCUUCCUCAAGUUCUUCCUCAAGUGCAAUCAGAACUGUUUGAAAAAUGCAGGAAACCCACGAGACAUGAGGAGGUUCCAGGUGGUGAUCUCCACUACAGUCAACGUGGACGGACACGUGCUGGCGGUGUCAGACAACAUGUUUGUCCACAACAACUCCAAACAUGGCCGCCGCGCCCGACGCCUGGACCCCUCUGAAGAAGUACAACCCUCUUUCCUAGAAUCAGCCACGCCCUGCAUCAAAGCCAUCAGCCCGAGCGAGGGCUGGACGACCGGUGGAGCCACCGUCAUCCUCAUCGGGGACAACUUCUUCGACGGCCUGCAGGUCGUCUUCGGCACCAUGCUGGUCUGGAGCGAGCUGAUCACCCCUCACGCCAUCCGGGUCCAGACUCCCCCUCGUCACAUCCCCGGGGUCGUGGAGGUCACGCUGUCCUACAAAUCCAAACAGUUCUGCAAAGGAGCACCGGGACGCUUCGUCUACACCGCCUUGAACGAGCCCACCAUCGACUACGGCUUCCAGAGGUUACAGAAGGUCAUCCCUCGCCACCCCGGGGACCCCGAGAGGUUACCUAAGGAGGUGCUGUUGAAGCGAGCAGCCGACCUGGUGGAGGCUCUUUAUGGGAUGCCACACAACAACCAGGAGAUCAUCCUGAAGCGGGCGGCCGACCUCACCGAGGCGCUCUACAGCGUCCCCGCAGUCACAACCAGCUGCCGUCUCUCCGGCUCUGCCGCUCACUCGGGGAUGAUGGGAGUGAACUCGUUCAGCAGUCAGCUCGCCGUCAACAUCUCCGAGGCCUCGCAGGCCGACCAGGGUGAGGGUUACUCCCGUAACUCGAACAGCGUGUCUCCUCGCGGCUACGUGCCGAGCUCCACGCCUCAGCAGUCCAACUACAACACCAUCACGUCCACCAUGAACGGAUACGGAGCGGGGAUGACCAACCUGGGCGUUCCCGGAUCCCCCAGCUUCCUCAACGGAUCCACCAACUCUGCUUACGCAAUCAAACAGAAGAGCGCCUUCGCCCCCGUCGUGCGGCCACAGACCUCCCCGCCCCCCUGCACCACCACCAAUGGCAGCAACCUCCAGGCCAUGGCAGGUCUCAUCGUCCCCCCAAUGUGA